UGGUUUGAUCUUGCAAUCCGUCUGUUGUCGGCAAGAUCCGCAGAAGUCAUCGUCAGUCUCGACUCGACACUGAUAAACUCCUCUGAGUCGAGCCUAAACCAUAUUUAUGCCCGCGAACAUAAACUCUAUUUUCAUAUUGCAAGCUCUCGAGACGCGUGCUUACAGUAUGGAUAAAUCAAAAAUUAUUUCUCAGUCAGUCACGAUUGUGGUAAAGUACGAUCUAUUCAAAGAAACCUGACCAGUAUUUCCCGGAAUGGAGAUCAAAUGCUCAUACUUUGCGUUCAUGCAUUACACGUCGUUUCCAGUUUCUCUCCGACGAGGUGUUUUUCGCUGCAUCAUCAAUGAUGUCAUAUAUAUCUUAGCAUGCGAAUUAAAGGUGGCAGUAACUUCAUCAACAAAGAUAGCCAUGGAAUUCCUUGCCAUCUUUUUCGCUUUUACUUUGCUUAACACGUAUUCUUGUGCAUCUCCUGGAUUAGUUCUGGAAAACUACAGCCAGCUCGCACAAAAGUUCGGCUUGCCACCUCUCCCUCCACUCCCUAUAAAGUUCAACUUCUCGGACAUCUCCAAAGAAUGCCAUGAUACUGUUGUCAAGCUUUCACAAUCAGCGAGCGCAUAUUCCUACGUAGAUGCAAUCGGCAAACCUCAAAGUGGACUUUUCCUGGGAAACACUGGUUGGUUAGGAUCCUACAGUGAGUGUACUGAAACCAUUCCUGAUGCUCAUUAUUGUUUGGCCUACCUAUCAUUUACACAGCCCCCUUUAAAUAUCACCAAGGUUGGUACUUACUGCUAA
This is a messenger RNA of Stylophora pistillata, 790 nucleotides long. Its product is annotated as O-acyltransferase like protein. Gene Ontology annotation, molecular function: acyltransferase activity, transferring groups other than amino-acyl groups. Lineage: Eukaryota; Metazoa; Cnidaria; Anthozoa; Scleractinia; Pocilloporidae. The record is from RefSeq and is a predicted model, not a curated record.